AAAAGCGCGAAGGAAUGCAGGUCUUGGUCUAGAAGCAGGAUGAAAGAUUAUUAUAAUAAUUCGACGUUGAAAAUGAAAACCACGGAAUUGGAUAUACUUCGUCAGGGAAAUCUUAGGCAGUUUGCCGAAUAGAUUCGCGCAGUCAAAUUUUUCUUCGUUCCGGAGGACCUGGAAAUUCUUAAAUGAAGACAACUACUAGCUAAGAAGUAGCAGACACCAGGCUCGUUUGUAGCAGCUCGCUCUUCCACUUGAACUGACCGCCAAGCGCGACCGAUGGUAGAGACGUAUAUGCCUUUCUCGACGACGGUCGUCUGGCGCUCAGGAGCGACGAAUCUAGAAUAUUCACUCUGUCGUGUGUUUUCUCACAAGCUGUCUUGCGCUUUUCACGAAUUGAAGGAGGGAAGAUCCGUACCUGCAAAAUAGUUGCGAAGUACUGGAGUAACUACUGCUAGCGGUAGUCCGAACCUUAGCCCGCGGACGGGGAGGAAAGAGAGACUAAGCUGUUGGGGAAGAUCACAUUUAUGAGUACUUAGAGCGAAAAAGAGGGCGACGCAGUAUUUUGACAAGGAGAAGCACUUUGUGCAGCCAAAACGAUGGAGGGCGGCGUUAACUUGCGGGUAAUGCAGUGGAACCUGCUUGCUACAGGUCUUCACGACGACGGCUUCGUUCAGGGAAACAUGUUUGUUAAGGUUACAAAUUAUUAAGAAGAUUGAAAGGCCUUCCCCCUGACAAUCAGUUUAGGAACAAAGGCGACAUGACAUGACAUUUUCUUUGUUUAUGUUGGUGGUGAAUUCAUGGAGUAGACCAUCUGAUUUUAUUAAUCCAUCAGAUUGUUCAGGACCAUCAUCACCCUUUUCAAGUAGACAUGUAUCGUUUUCGGAACAAGGCAUUCUCAAUCGUUUUAUCAAUGCUUACGCCGCGCGUCUUGAGUAUUCAGAAGUACAUACCUUUUAUCUAGUCUAAGUUUUGCGAUGGAAACACGCCAGCCUUAGUGGAGCAUCUUAGGGUAACCAAGGAGUACCGUUCAAGACUGCUGGCGCCGGAAAAAGCAGAUGUCCUGGCUGCACAGGCGGCUUUUCAGGGGGGCAAGGUGUCAGCGGCAGCUGGUGAUGCUGACGCUGUAGCAGUUAAGUAUGUGCCUCGCGCUUAGAUGAUGCUUCUGAUAAUCUUCACCUUAUUUUUUUUGCUGGGUCUAACGGAAACUUACUCAGAGGUAGUAGAAGUAAGUGCUUCAUCACAGGCGAAAGCUGUAGCUAUUUUACCUCUGAAUAAUAUUAUUGGGGCGGGGUGUUGUUAUGAUAUGUGAAAGUCAGUGAUCUCAUCACAACCACAGCAAGGAAUCACAGUUCGAUCAAAGGCUUGGUCUUGGCGCUUUGCUACCUAUCUCCAAUACCAUGCAUUGACGAACUGCCACGACCUAUGCUAAGCUCUUGAACUAGAUCUAGUAGAGAUGAGAAAACUCAUACUAGCAGUUGUAGGUACUACAAAACCAGGUGAAGUAUAAAGUCGUAGCAUAGCAAAAGCGGUGCCUCAUUCCAUUGAGCUUUAAGAAUCUCGGAGGUGGUUCGAAAUCUGGUUCGAGUAGCAGCAAGGGAGGAGUAACUGUGGUUGAUUUGGAUCUGGCGAAGACCAUGCAGAACAUGCUCAGCUUGUUAGUCUUCGGCGAGGCGGUACCUGUCAACGAGUUGCUCGACGUGCUUCAACGCGGUGCUGAUCUAUUUCACGAACGCUUCUCGCGCGUCCUUAAGGUGACUUAUAGUUUCAGAACAAUUAUUCCUCUGGAGUUGAGAACUUCGUAGCAAAAUCGUCAAAUAGGAUAUGCCAUGUAAGUAGGUCAAGAGUGAACACCCUGCUUAUGAAGAUCUUCACUCAUCUGAAUAUUCAUAGUAUAGAUCCAGUUGUCAUUAUCAUCAAUCUAUGAGCACUCAUCUCACUUAAUACGUGUUGUUUGACUUGACUAGCUGCUCUAACAUUGCGGAAAGUGUUUUUUACAGUUUCAAAGAACCAGGACCAAGGGCUGCGCCACGCAUAGCGGAGAAUCAAGAAUUGUGGAAUGAGUACUGGCGGCCAAUGGCUGAAUUCUUCCAAAUCGGAUUAUCGUCGAACCUCGUUGAAGACAGUAUAUUAAGAGUUACAACUAGGUCUAGGAAGUGCUAGCCCUACAUGAUUAUUCAGAUUGCAUUCUCUACCACAGCUCCAUCAUCCUUCAAGAACUAGUUUGUCCCUGAAAAAGACGUUGACUGUCACACGAUAAGACAAAGAAGUCAAGCAAGAAAUGACAGAUGAAAGUCAACGAUAUAUUUAUAGAUACCGAUACCUGCUCAACAGGGAUAGAUAUUAAUGCGGCAUUGAUUGGUGUUAACUUCUUCUAAGAAUCGAAACACUGUGGAAGAACAAGCUCGCGAAGAGUAGCAAGAUCAUACAUCCCUAUGCUUUUCUAUCAAGAGCAUGUGAUUUUCUACGCGAGACGUUCUUUCUGGGCGGCUCAGCCGCUACCGAUGCGGCAUCUGGAACAGGGUCUAGCUAAGGCUUCAGGACUAUCGUUGCAUGUUGAGUAAUUGAAGAAUGGAAAUCGUACGCAAACUCACACGUAAGUUGUAAGUUGAAUUACGAAGGAAGACGACGAAGAAGAAGACAAUUAAUAUUUCAAAUUAAUUCUGAGAUGUAACUCUCAUGGCCUGCUAUUCGUGGCAGCGUCUGCUACUAGCAACAACUGCCUUCAUUUGCUUGGUUCUUUUUUUGAACCGCCCAGGACGAAAGGCGAUGGCAACAUCAGAGGUCGAGAAUUCAUCGUCUAAUGUACCAAGCAGGUGCGAGGCAAGCGGUCCUCGAAACAGGGUAGCAGCAGAGAUGUCGGAAUUAUAAAUAUGUUGGAUAAUGAGCUGAGCGACAUGGAGAAUGCUGUGAGCAGUCCGGAGGAUCAGAUCUUAAAGACUGGAAGCGAUUUGUUGCGGCAAUAUCGAAAUUAUGGAGUCACAACAGUACGACGUAGACGAUAAAUUUUGUAUUUACUUACAACUAGGACAACUCCCUCAUUUCCACUAUUUACUUCAACUAAGCUUACUCACUAAUGAGUCAUUAUGAAGUCUCAGAUACUUCUGGUAAAGAUCGUGUAGUUUUUAAGAUGAAGCUUUUGUGCCGUCAAUCUUUGUUGUUACCGAAGAUACUGCGAGAGUGAUAGUCCCUAGGCGUUGUAACACGGGUUUCUAAGACUGGGUAUUUGCAACAACCUCUCUUGACACCAUUGUAUGACGCAGCUUGUCGUGAUCUAGUGCAAGACUUUAAAAAUGAUUCUACGCGAUCUUCACCUAGAAGAUUGAAUGCUGAAACUAGCAGUGAUGAAUGCUGACACGGGAGGGACUCUAAGACGAGGCUUUUGGGGCUCAGAUGAUCGACCUUGCGAUUCCAGAUUACGACCAGGAGCCUCCUAGAAAAACACGGCACGGACGCAUGCUUAGAGUUGUGUCUGCAAACGCACCAGACCUGUUGUGCCUGGAGGAAGUUGCGCCUGAUCAGUUCCUCCACAUUCUCCGCAUGCACGAUCACUGUUUCGCGCCCACUUGGCUGACAGCGGCAGCAUAUCGGGAUUUAGUUGCAAAGUAUUUGAUUUUCUUUUUCGCUUAGGUGUGGGAUAGUAUAAAUAUCCAUUGUUAGCCAGAAGCAUUUUUCAGAUGGGGAUACAGCACACGAUGGAUUUAGCAGGGUUAACCGAAGUUGAAGAUUGUAAAUACGAGGGGCUGUUGUGCUCGUUCAUUAGGCAGAAUCGAUGAUGUGUUAGUACUUGAUUAUACCAGCUAGUUGAAUUAUGGAUACAACUGGUGCUCCUGCAUUUAUUUUGGUAAUUCUCUCGAACUGGGAAGGUAUACAUCAGUGUCGGAGAAGGACAAGAAGAAUACCGCAAUUUUGAACGGAAUAUUCGAGAAGUGCGCGUAUCGCGUUAAGAAAACCGGUCCCGCCGUGAACGGUUUGGCACUGCUUGCGCAUCGAAAGCGACUAUGCGUUCAGCGUUUCCGGGAUGUAACCGAUGAAAAGCAUGGCUUAAUCGGACUGGUCGGUUUAGUCGUCCCAGCAAGAAAAGAAGCCAUAACUGUGGUAGUCGACGGAGACCAACGUCCUCCAACGUUGAGUCCGGUGAGCGAAAGCGAAGAGGAACCGCUGUCGCCAAAGAAAAAAGGCCCCGCCAACAAGGGAACUAUCUUCCAAGUUGAGGGACCGACCUCAGCAGGGGAUACUUUGCCGUUGCACGCGCCCGACGGCUUUGUCACUGGGGUAGCGCACCUGAAAUCUGGAGCUGAGGCAAGUGACGCGCAAGCACGCGGGGAACAAAUACGCAUACUGCAGACGGAAUUUGAGCGCUAUGCGGCGACCUACGAUCUCGUUCUCGGCAUGGAUGGAAAUUACGACCAAGCGCUUGUCGGCUUCAACUAUGCUGGAGGUACUGUCAUUGUCAUAGCUGUCUUUGAGGCUGGAAGAAAGCGAAGUUUGCUCUACUACAACAAGCAUCACAGCGUGACUUGGUGUUUUACGGUUGUUUCAUCUCGGAAAUGAGAAGGUUUGAACCAUUUUCGCUACACUUGCUGACCUGGCGAAGGAUACACUAACAUCAAAGCAAGGUGUUGAGACCAAUUCCAUUUUCUGUACAUCAGAUGCUGAAGGCACAUCGGGUGGGUGGCAAUCUUUGCAAAAAUUCGGGAUGGUCAACUACUUAGAGAGCCUCAAAAACGAGCAGCGCUACGGACGUCGACGCGAAGUGUGUGGUGACGACGGAGUCUUUUCCAAGAAAGAUCAGCUCCACGCAGUAACGGUGAACAAGAUGCGUGGAAUGUUUUCAGCACAGUUAAGGAUGAAAAUACAGACAAGAGUAAGCAGGGUAAACACCUUAGUUAACAGGUGCCAGUCUUGAACUGUCCGCGGUAGAAGAGAGGUCGUACUUGCAUCAAGGUUCCCUUUCUAACACUGGUGAAGAAGUGGGGUGCCUAUCAAUUGCGAAACAUCGAUUACGUGAUGAGCCGGCGCGCGGGUGCGUUAACAAAUACUGAAGUUAACGCUCACACGCCGUUAUGAUCAGGCUGUUGCGCUGGUAGCGGGGGAACGUGCUUUCUAGUAGAACAUACUAGUUCUAUCAACUUAUUCUGGUGCAGGAGGAUACGCAUCUUCGUCACAAGAUCAACGUAACGUAAGUAAUUUGUGUAAGGUGGUAUCCGCACACAUAAGAGGAGUGGAUAGCUUCUUUUUUGCGAAAUCCAUCGGGACAGUCUAAGAUCAAGUGUAACUCGGCCUGCACAGAUUUCGCUCGAGCCGGAAGAGGUAGUGAAUGCGCAGGAUUUGAUGGUCUUCGAACGGGCUGAAAUUCUACACAGGCUAACUGAGUUAUGCGACGCGCGGAUGAAUGCUUGAGCUUGAUGUGUUUUUACCCUUGUUGUUUGCCGAUCGCGUCCUGAGAUAGUUUCAUUCUGGGUGUUGCUCUGCGUUGAGCAUAUUAUCUCCAUAUCGUCUAUGUAAGCAAAUAGAAAUGGUAUUUCUGUAUUCAUCCCUGGUUCUUACUAUCGAGUUUUACCCUUUUAUGUGCAAUAUUUUUUUUUAUGGUCCUGCCCAGGCCUUCCUUCGAAUAGAUGAUACGAGCAUCGAGGAGAUAAUGAAGCUCAACGAGACAGCGCCGCGCGAAUUUGUGUCACAACUUCUUCCCAGUGAUCGAAUCCCAUCGGACCACUUGCCAGUCGUUGUGCAGUUCAAAGUGGAGAUUGCGGAUACUCCUGAAAUGCUCGAAGGACUCUUAGAUGCGAAUCCGUUGCUUUUAAGGCUAGUUUUUCACCAUCGUGAGUACGUGAGUCGGAUCUCUAGCUCUACUCGGGUAUACAGGUCGUUCAUGUAUAAGGGGACGCGCUUCAUAGUUAAGGGAGGUUGUAAUGAGCACAAGAGAAAGGAACGAGACAGAGCAAAGUGAUAAUGAGAGGAUACAUACUGCUUCUAAUGCUAUCGAUGAAACACCAAUACGACAUCGAUGAGGAAAGCGACGCGUCAUUCGGCGGUGGCUCGUGCUGGUGGUGUUGUCGACGGAAUGGGCGACGUUGAAGCAUGCAGUGGAAGACGAGGGUGUGACAUAAGAUGCGUUUUAUCGCGGAGUGAGGGCAAGCACAACGCGCCGUCCGAAGGUGAGAGGCACAUGGUGGCUGAUUAGUGAAAGGUCACGGAUGCGUCGAAGGCCAGUGACAUAACUUUGAACAGUGUUGGUUAUAUUUUUCGAUUGUAGGGGCUAUUGACAAUAUCCAUGGAGGCUUUCCAGUAGUUUGUAAGGUUUUCUUGGCUCAUUUCAGAACCUAUAAAAGGGUUGCUUUCUGAUUAAAAUGCCUAUAUUCAGGCUCUCGUAGUGUUAUGACUCUAGCGAGGAUUUGAUGGACCUCAGCUUCUCAUAGGUAAACCAGAAACAGGAAUCUCGGGAGUGAGUAAAUACUUACUUGGUUUUUUCGAGCCAGUUACCGUUUGUGUGUGGCGGUUGGAAAAAUAUUCCUUGCUCAACCUGGAGCGGCAAGUGUUGUGACGCGUUGAUUUUGAGCUUUUCUUUAAUUGAGGUCGAAAUCGGUUUUCUCGCUCGGUUUUCGUUUGGAAGUUCUGAUCCCACUUCGGUCUUUGUUC
Amoebophrya sp. A25 is the source of this 6633-nucleotide messenger RNA. Lineage: Eukaryota; Dinophyceae; Syndiniales; Amoebophryaceae. The record is from the annotation of a GenBank genome assembly.